This is a messenger RNA of Glycine soja, 387 nucleotides long. RefSeq names its product ribosome biogenesis protein 15-like. The record is from RefSeq and is a predicted model, not a curated record. The coding region runs from base 1 to 387 and encodes 128 amino acids. Gene Ontology annotation, molecular function: RNA binding. NCBI's taxonomy places the organism in Eukaryota, Viridiplantae, Streptophyta, Magnoliopsida, Fabales, Fabaceae. The transcript is spliced from 2 exons. Gene Ontology annotation, biological process: mRNA splicing, via spliceosome. Gene Ontology annotation, cellular component: nuclear speck.
AUGCCAAAGGAAUGGACAGACACUCGAGCUAAUUGGAGGGACGGGAAAGACAUAGCAUCAUUCUACUUCACCCGUUUCCCCGAGGAUGCAACCGAGAAAGACCUAUGGCACCAUUUCAAAAAGUUUGGUGAUGUAACGGAGAUCUUCAUCUCCAAGAAUCGGAACAAGAAUGGUAGGAGGUAUGGGUUUGCUAGAUUUAAAGAUGUGGAGGAUGUGUACAAUCUAGAAAGGAAACUAGAUAACAUCGUCUUUGGCGGGCUCAAGAUGUAUGUCAACAUCCCAAAAUUUGGGAGAGACAGGUAUGAAAAGACAAACCCAGAAGCUAAACGAGUGGAAUAUGAUGAGCAAAAGGAAAAGGAGGCACCCAACAAAGACAUCUAUAUCUGA